Colias croceus (clouded yellow) is the source of this 6997-nucleotide messenger RNA. It is a transcript of the gene Ziz, whose product is annotated as dedicator of cytokinesis protein 9. Gene Ontology annotation, molecular function: guanyl-nucleotide exchange factor activity. Lineage: Eukaryota; Metazoa; Arthropoda; Insecta; Lepidoptera; Pieridae. Bases 173 to 6337 code for a protein of 2054 amino acids. The record is from RefSeq and is a predicted model, not a curated record. Gene Ontology annotation, biological process: positive regulation of GTPase activity; small GTPase-mediated signal transduction. The transcript has 34 exons.
UUUUCAGUUCUCAGUUCGUGCGGCUGCGGUUUUGUGUUAUUUUUCUAAAUAACUAUAAAAGUAAAUUGGUAUUUAUCUUAUUUGUGUGUGUUAAAAUGGUGUGUAUUGGUUAAAAUAUCAACAAUGGGAACUUUUAAAAUAAAAUAAAGCUUCACAUUGUGGUAUUGUGAAAAUGCCUCCUGUAAAUUCUAAAGGAAAAAAGAACGGCGCCGAAUACGAGAAUAUCAUUACCACAAAAUGUACAGUGUUGGAUUUCGAGCGAUACAUUCAAGAAAACAAAACAUUAUUACUCAAUGAUCCAUUGAGAGACAUACUAUUGUAUCCAUCUGAUGAUGUUUCCAGUGUAGUACUGCCCCGAAGAUGGAGGACAGUAACAACAGCUGUUCCAGAUGUCAGAACGGCUGCAACAUGUCCCCUCCUCACUAGACAAGCCCUGCUCAGCUAUGCGUCUAGUUGGAAUCUGGUUCACUACAAAUAUAGCAAUUAUUCAGGCUCUUAUCUAAACUUGCCUAGACCCUUAGAUACAAAACUACCUGUAGAAGUCUAUGACAUAGAUACUGAAACAGAAAGUGAUCAUGAAGCUCAAAGUAAAGUUGAUGUUGGCACCAAAGAGGGCUACCUUCUCAAAGGACCGGAGAUUGGCUCAGAUAGGAUAUUCAGUAAUCUCGCCUCCAAAUCGUUUAAGAAACGAUACUGCUCAAUGGUCAGAGAAGCUGAUGGGACCUACAUACUUGAAGUAUACAAAGAUGAAAAGAAAACGGACACUAAGCUCACGAUUGUAAUGGAUUUUUGUUCUGAUGUUGUGAGAAACACAAAACGAGGGAGAUUCUGUUUCGAAUUGCGUAUGUCAGGCAAUAAAGGAUACACGUUUGCUACCGAAAAUGAGGUUGAAAUGAAAGACUGGAUAAAUGCUUUUACAGCGGCUCUCAAGAAAAAUAACGACCAAGGAAAUCAUCCUAAUGACGAGGUAUUAGACAAAGAUGCAGAUAUUUCGUUAACUGCCGAACCUCCUCCCCCUGUAUAUGGCACCCUUAAAGGCUUGGAGCACAGUAUGAAUCCGUUGCUAAUGCGCUAUUCAAGGGAGACCGACUUGUCCAUAGCAGCGGCUCGAAAUGACUGUCGUUCGAAUAUAUUCAAUCUGCCCUACAAAAGGGCACCCUCUCCCGAACCUCAGUUAGAACCUUUCAAGGAACAUUUUGGCCAAAGAAUAUUGCUCAAAUGCGAGAGUCUAAAGUUUAGGUUACAAGCACCGAUAGACGGUGAUAAGGAGCUGCUAUGUCAAGUCGAACCGUACUUCACAUAUCUGGCAGUAUACGACGCUCGGAGCGGCAGGAAAGUGACGGAAAACUUUCACUUUGACCUCAACCACACAGCCGUCAAGGAUCUAGUCAAUGAAAACGAGUGCACAAAGUCAUUAGUUGAAAAUUUUAGCUACGAUGUUAAGUUAGAUAUUAAACAGAUAUCCGAUGAGUGGUUUAAGUCAAAGAAACAGGUUGUUUUAUCAGUAAACAAUCCACAUUCUGAUCUGUUUUUGGUGGUGAAAAUUGAUAAAAUCUUACAAGGCCAUGUUAGUCAAGUUAUGGAGCCAUAUCUCAAAGCAACAAAGGAUCCUCGGCUGGGACUGAAAGUGCACAAAAAUGUUCAAGCGUAUGCAAAUCGCGUAGGCAAUUAUAGAAUGCCUUUCGCUUGGGCUGCGAAACCUUUGUUUAGAUUAUACAGUAAUGACUUAGACACAACACCCGAAUUUCCGGCGAUAUAUCGGCAGGAACCGAACAAAAUGUCAGAUGAUGAUCUAUUAAAAAUUCUACUGGAAUACCGAAAGCCAGAGAAAUUAGCGAAAUUAACUGUGAUACCUGGAUGGCUCUCUAUUAAUAUACAACAGAGUAAUGAACAAAUACCAAAUUGUAUGACAAGUUCGUACGCAGCACUGAAACCGUUCCCAUUGCCGCCUACAUCGCCGCUCACGUUAGAACUUGCGACUUUCAACCUUGAACCGGAGCAGCCAUAUGCAGCGUUCAUACAUCAUUUGUAUGUGCGACCGCUGUCACUGAAUUUUGAAUCGCAAAAAGUGUUUGUGAGAGCGAGGAAUAUUGCUUGCACGAUUGAAUUGAAGGAUAGUGAUACGGGGGAUGUUAGAGCUUUACAGGUUAUACACGGGCGGCUCGGUAUGACAAAUCAGUACAAAUGUUCAGUUCUCCACCACAAUGCUAACCCCACCUGGUGUGAUGAAGCUAAAAUACGACUGCCCACAACUAUAACGAAUCAACACCAUCUAUUGUUCACCUUUCAUCAUAUAUCCUGUGAUCUUGCCAAGAAAAAUGAUACAAAUGUUGAGACUUGUAUUGGAUAUGCUUGGGUACCAUUAUUAAAAAAUGAUAAAUUCAUAGAUGAGUUUAUCAAUUUGCCUAUCGCUACACACUUGCCAUCCGGAUAUUUAUCGAUUCAACCACUGGGACUUGGAAAAGGGAACACCGGUCCCGAAGUAGUAUGGGUGGAAGGCGAGAAGCAACUGUUCCGAUGCCAACUCGUACUAGACUCUACCGUCGGCACUCGAGACGCCAACUUGCACAAUUUGUUCAGUGCUAUAGAGAAACUAAUGAAAACAGCUUCUCCCCCCACAAGUCCCUCCCCCCCUCCGUGGAAUGACGUCACGAAUGCGUUGAAAGCGGCGCACGGUAUACAGCUCAGCUCGCUAGUGGCGUUCUUGCCUACGAUAUUGAAUCAGCUGUUCGAUCUUAUGACAGUAGAUAAAGGGUAUAACCACGAUAUGGGAUAUCAAGUAAUAAAGCUGAUCGUACAAUUUGUACACAUGAUACACGAAUAUGGACGAAAGGAUCUACUAGAUAGCUACAUAAAGUACGUAUUUAAUUGUGUCGAAUUCAAACUACAUACAGUUCUUACAGCGCCAUUGUAUAUGUUUGUGGAACCGUCACAACAAGAUUUCCUAUUAGGCCAUAAGUUCAUGCAGUAUUCUGGCUUCUUUUUCGAUAUUAUCGUCAAGAGCAUGGUUCAGUAUUUGAUUAACACUGGACGUAUUAAGAUGUCUAGGCAUGAACGGUUUCAUACAGAUUUGUUGGAUAACAUCGAUAAAUUAGUGACAACGGUUGAGCCAGCGUACAUACUACAGCAACCAAUGCAAACACAUAUAUUCAACAAAAACUUGGCCAUAUUUCUCAAGUCUUGUCUUUCAUUCAUGGAUCGAGGUUUUGUGUUCCGACAAAUAAAGAAAUAUCUAGAAAAGUUCAAAGCGUGCGAUCCUAAAGCGUUAUUCGACUUCAAGUUUACGUUCCUACAAACAAUCUGCUCGCAUGAGCAUUACGUGCCAUUUAACUUGCCUCUACCCGCAAAUAAAAUUGCGAAAGACUGUGAUGAAGAACCAGCCAAGUUAAAGUUGACUGAAGAUUUCAUUAUGAGACAUUUUCUGGCUGGUAUUCUAUUAAAACAGGUGGAACAAUCGCUACGUGAAGCGCCGCAAAAGCGUCGCGUGGCGCUAAGCGUGUUACGUGCGUUACUCACUAAGCACGAACAUGACGAUCGCUAUCGAACACGCCAGGCUAGAGCUAGACUCGCACAAUUGUAUGCACCGUGGCUUUCUGUUGUUCUGGAUAACGCACAUCGCCUGGUCACCAAAACACUAGCGAGUCCAGUAUUAGAAAAUGGCCAUGACAAAAUCGACGGUGACGCGACACCAAACCCUAUACUGAGCAAUGCUCAGAAAGAAAUCGCCUCAGCCAAUAGCACGCCGAGAAGAAAUCGAUUAACUUUACACUUUGAUCACACACCCACUAGAAAUUCAGGACACUUUAAGGAACCACCGAAUAUUUCCAAUAAUAUGUAUGGAAAAGAUAACACAAACAAUAUGUCGCACAGCUCUCUAGAGUCUGUAUCCACAAUGUCGGGAGGAGACUCACUUCCUAGAAAUGCUCGAUUAGAUUUAAGCGAAAUUGGUGAUCAAGUUAACAGAUUUGGUGUGAUGUCCGCGGAGGAGGUUCGGGAUGUGCUUUUGUGUUUCUUGUUUGUGUUAAAGUAUUUGGACGAGGAAAGACUUGUGGAGUGGUGGAAAACACAUUCGCCGGCUCAGCAGCAAUCGUUCUUUAAUGUUUUGGAAAUCUGCGCCGAACAAUUUCAAUACGUUGGCAAAAAGAAGAUUCUGUCAGAGUUAAAGGUAACAACCCCAGAUUGUACGGACAAACUGAAGCCCGCAAAAGCAAGAACAUUACCCGCAAGGAUGAGUCCGCCAGACUUCUCCAAAGAACCGCCUAUAAUUGUGGAGAAAAACAACACCGUAAAUAGAGAGAACCUUGUAAACACGUCACCUCCCACAGAAUUGGAAGCAAUGUCAGAACACGCAGUUCUAUCGGCCGGUUGCCUAGCAACAGAAGUGGGACUCACAAUAAUAGACCGCUCUUGCCUCUUCAUGAAGAACAUGGGAGCGGCGGAGGGGAUAGCGGCUAAACCGUAUUUGAAGUUGUUGCAGUUUCCACAGAGUGAAACGCUGUAUAAACAUCUGUUUGCGGCUCUCAGGGCGUAUAUCAAUCAGUUUUCUGAGACGCUAUUUGAAGGUGGUAGUGCAUUAUGCGCGGGCAUAGUAGGCGCAGUGGUGAAGCUAUGUGAAGCACGUGCUGCCUGGCUCCGACGGGAAGCUGCGGCUGCGUUAUACUUGUUAAUGAGAGCUAAUUUCCAACACGCUACGGGAGGAAACCUUACUAGGGUGCAUUUGCAGGUCAUAAUCGCUGUGUCGAAACUAUUAGACAAUUCAACAGCAUUAAACUGCAAACGUUUUCAAGAAUCGCUUUCAGUUAUCAAUUGCUUCGCUACGGGAGACAAAGCAAUGAAGGGAACUGGUUUAUCAAGCGAAGUUGCAGAACUGAUGCGUCGCGUACGCACUGUAGUGGGCGCGCGGGCUAGACUCGCUGGGGCCGCAGGGGGCGGUACGGGUGCAGGUAGUAUCCAGCUGUCAGAGUUACAGUUCGCGUUAGCGGCCUCUUGCCGCGCCACGCCGAGACUGCGGCACGCCUGGCUCGCCACGCUCGCAGAUUUACACGCUAGGAAUGCCGAUCAUGAUGAGGCAAUGUGUUGUCAACUGCACAUAGCAGCCCUUAUUGCUGAGUAUCUAAAGCUGCGCGGUGUGCAAACCUGGGGAGCUGAUGCAUUCGCCGAUAUAUCCAAAAACAUUCCGAACGACGAAACGGGACUCAAAAUCGAUGAAGGUAUGACCGACAUUCACUACAACGAACAAGCCCUCCUCGAUCAGCUGAUGCUGUGUACAGAAUACGUUGACAAAGCUGAAAGAUACGAAUUGCUCGGUCCACUGUACCGCCUCGUCAUACCGAUAUACGAACGAAGAAAGGAUUAUCAGGCACUCCUCGCGUGCUACCAACAUCUGACCAAAGCCUACGCGAAAGUAAUUGAAGUGACGAAUUCCGGGAAACGUCUCUUGGGCAGAUUCUAUCGCGUCGCCUUCUUCGGGAAGGCCCACUUUGGCGAAGAUGAAGAGGGCGUAGAGUUCAUUUACAAAGAACCAAAAUUGACGUCACUCAGCGAGAUUUCGGAGAAGCUACAACAAUUCUACGAGCAAAAAUUUGGCGCCGGCUGCGUUAAGAUGAUCAUGGAUUCAGCACCGGUCAAGCGAGAAGAGCUAGACAGCAAGCUAGCCCACAUCCAAGUGACAUGGGUGCGUUCAGAGGGCGGCACCGGUGCGGGCGCGAACGAGAACACGUUCGAGCGCGCCCACAACGUGCGCCGCUUCGUGUUCGAGACGCCGUUCACGCGGGACGGCGCCGCGCGCGGGCCCGUGCACCACCAGUGGCUGCGGCUGACGCACCUCACCGCGGAAAACUGGUUCCCGUACGUGAAGCGUCGCAUACCGGUCACCGAGUGCCGCGUGGAAGAGCGCAGUCCGAUAGAAGUGGCCGUCGCGGAGAUAGAGGGGCAGGUGGCUGAGCUCAGCGAGAUUGUGCACGCUAAAACACCUGAUGUUAAGAGGCUGCAGCUUAGACUGCAAGGCAGCGUAUGCGUGCAAGUGAACGCGGGGCCGAUCGCGUACGCAAACGCGUUCUUAGACGCGGCGCUCGCACACAUGUAUCCGGACGAGCUGGUCGACAAACUGAAAGCGACCUUCAGAGAGUUUCUAACAGUAUGCCACGCGGCGUUACAACUGAACGCAAAACUCAUCAGCUCAGACCAAGUGUCCUAUCAAGAAGCACUCGAAGCAAAUUACUACAAAUUAAGCGAUUCUCUCUCCACCUUCCUUGGACAACCGCUACAAGAUAUACUGGUCAAUGGGAACCUCAGUACCACGGUCACUGGUGUGGAAAUGGACUGUAGUAACGCUUGAACAAAAGAAGAAAUAACGGGUAGAAGGAUUGUAUCGCCUGAAUGUACUAACUACGAUAGAGGGGUCAACGAUAAAAUGUCGUGUGCGAUAUGUCGUUGCGAUAUUGUGAAAACUUGCAGUUGGAAAAUGAGUUUGAAAAAAUGUCGUAUUAUAAUGAUCACUCAUUACUUCUCGCGUAGAAAUGUUAUAAAAUAUAAGAAGCGUAACUAAUUAAACAAAAGAAUUACAAAAUUCUUAUCUAUGUAGAUUGUUAGUUUAGAUAUUUUGGCGCACAAAAUGUCAUACUUGUCCUAACAAAGUGCUACGAACUUACGAAUCUCGAUUUAUAAAAGAAAUAUCGAUAAAUAAUCUCGAUUUAAACUUACAGUUGGCUUGAAAACCUCAUAAUUAAAAGUGUCAUUAGUCAUAUUUUAAAUGUUAAAUCACGUGCUGAUGACGUUUUGAUUUUAUUGUCAUGAUGAAACAUUUCUAAUAAAAUUUGUCGAAUAGACUCAUAGCACUCUCACUCGUGCACGCUUGUUAAAGUAAAUGGCUUGUUCAAUAAAAUAUAUUGAUGUAUGUUAUGUUAUAAGUACUAUAGGACAGUCGUCUAAAAUAUGAUCAUGAAAUGUAAUCAAAAAGAUAACGAGUUUUUCCAUAAAAAUGUACAUAUUCACAUUU